This is a messenger RNA of Exophiala spinifera, 2532 nucleotides long. RefSeq lists its product as uncharacterized. The record is from RefSeq and is a predicted model, not a curated record. Gene Ontology annotation, cellular component: plasma membrane. NCBI's taxonomy places the organism in Eukaryota, Fungi, Ascomycota, Eurotiomycetes, Chaetothyriales, Herpotrichiellaceae. The transcript is spliced from 2 exons. Gene Ontology annotation, biological process: cellular response to pH. Bases 1 to 2532 code for a protein of 843 amino acids.
AUGUCCCACGAUGCUCAUAUCACCGCGCGCCAGUUAUGGGGCCAAUUGAGCACUGUGGCUCCCACAGCAACUUCGGCAUGGUGCACGCCUCUGAUCCUACCCAGUGGAGGCGUGCUCGUCUUUGGGAAUGACACAACCACUACUUUGAGCGCCCAAGUCACUUUCAAGCAGCCUUGCGACAAUCCUAACCAGAUCAUCAGCCCCGACACGACCGGCAACUCCUCUGUCAUUGGCUUCCAGAACCCUUUCUAUGCCUCCAUAUCUCCUCAAGUCUUUGCCCUAGCUACAGCCACGGUCAUUGGUUAUGUUCUCGUCAUCCUCAUCUUCAUCACGCCGAGGACGUUCUAUGUGGGCGGUCCCGGUGGCGGGGCUGGAUUCUUAGGUGGGCGAGGCGCCAUAAGAGGUUCGUAUGGGUCGUCGCCCAUUGUCGGUGUUGGUCGCAGGCCUCUUCUUCAAAAGAUUGCUACAGUGACGGUCGCCAUAUCUCUGACGAUCGCGACCGCGGAUACAUUUCGGGUGGCUGAAGAACAGUACAAUAAGGGCUACAUGGAUUCAUCACAAUUGGUCGAUGAUGUUGUAGACAGCCUCGAAAUUCGAAUCGUUCGCAUCAUCUCGGAUACGUUUUUGUGGCUAGCGCAGGUACAGACACUCAUUCGACUGUUUCCCCGACACAAGGAGAAAGUGGCUAUCAAAUGGCUUGGAUUCGUGAUGGUAUCGUUGGACACCAUUUUCAGCAUUCUCGACUCUUUCGUCAGUGGAAAUGGGAAUCCAAGGACCCGACCUCGCAAAUUCCAGGACGCCAUCCCGGCUCUCAAUUAUCUGUUCGAACUGGCCAUCUCACUCAUUUAUGCCUCGUGCGUAUUCUACUUUUGCUUGUCCAAGCGCCGCUUCGCCUUUUGGCAUCCGAAAAUGAAGAACAUUUGUCUGGUGGCUGUGUUGUCACUUGUGUCUGUGGUCAUUCCUGUGGUCUUCUUCGUCUUGGACGUCGCGCAGCCGAACCUGGCCGGCUGGGGAGAGUACAUUCGCUGGGUUGGUGCUGCAGCGGCGAGCGUUGUAGUUUGGGAGUGGGUGGAAAGGAUCGAGUCUCUGGAGCGUGAUGAGAGAAAAGAUGGUAUUCUUGGACGAGAGAUAUUUGACGGAGAUGAAAUGCUGAACAUGACACCGUCGGAGGAUGCGAACUGGCGAGGUCAAGAUGGUAACAAUGAUUCGGAUGGGCCUCACCAUAAAGGCAUGGCAGAAACUUUUGGGUCUCGAUACAGGCGCAUUCGUAGUCGUCUCCCUCUACGAAAGAGGCGGAAGGGUGCACCGCGAGACGGCAUCACCACAGGAUCCGAUGCCCUCGAUUCCAGCCACCGCAUGACAAACAAUGGCCAGGUGAUGCGACCAGAGCAAGUCGUUGCCCCUCCCAGCAGAAGCGAUACUGGAAGUGCGGCUAGCACUGUAUACGCCAUUCGGUACCACAAUCUGACCAGCCCUUCACCAAACUACCAACAAAAUCUCCACCAGGCUUUGCGAACGGUCGCUGAGCCCGCGGUUGCCAGAGUCAAUACCCGGCAAUCAGAUUCGGACUCGGUACGCAAUUCGGCGGACAAGGAGAUCGUUCUAGAGUCGGCUGUCCGCAAGGACGAGGCGAAUGCCCGACACAUUUGGCAGACAAUGCCUAACCCCUUUAAGCGAAGGAGAGCCGAACCACCAGCAGAGGUUGCUGAUGCCCAAAUCUCGAGUGGGAUACGACGGUCGCCAAUAGAUCGGCAUAUCAAUUUGAGGAGCCGACUAGAGGCGUUUGCAGCCGCUCAAAGGGAUCGUUUUGGCAAUCGAGGGAAUGCUUCUGUUGUACCUCUCCCUGUGACCGUUAUACCGGCCCCGAAGAAUAACGACAGAACGUGGUCGCCGGACGACAUAGUUGAUGAGGAGACACCAGACGAUGGUGCUGUUCAUAUGGCCAACCUGGGCACGUCGGAUCUCCAACAUCCUCAAUUCCAGCAGUCUUCUCGGCACCAAGAUGUUCAGCAUAUGGUUGUCAUUCCGGCUCCCUCCCCAGGCCGGACGUGGUCUCCUGACGAAAUGAACGCAACGCCAACUAUUGUCGAAGGAAGAACUCCGGGCAGGGUUAUUGGGGGUACUCCGACCAGUAGCCCUGCUAGCAAUGUCGUGCGAACGCAACGAGGUUCGCUCACGAUCAGUGAAUCUGAGAGAUAUGCGAACCGGCUUCCGCCGUCAGCUGAGCCUGCCUCCCCGAGAUCCCCAGUGCGCAUACCCACUGCUGCCAUUCAAUCUAUCGCAGAGAACAGUCCAGCUGAAGGAGAAACGGUCGCAGCGAUUUGGUUGGCCCCGCUCAGGGAAGAUCGCCAGCGCGAAGAAAACCCCACUGGCGCAGCUGGAGCGCUAACUAUGCCUCAGGGUCAAGGCUCCCAGGACUCGGAGGGCCUUACACCGUCUUUUGAUAACGGUGUAUCUACACCGAGACACGACAGUGGACCUCGGGCAGAAGAUGGGAGGAAUACCGGGGGCACAGAUAGCCACACACGAUAA